GAUGCAUUUGAGGAUGAGAAUACAAAAAUACAUGGUAAGGUUUUGCGGUACACUCUAGUCAUUCUUAGAUUUAAAUGGUUGUUCAUGAAUGAAAAUGAUGCCAACUGAUAAUGCUCAAUUUGUAUAUUUUUUGUCUCAUUUAAUCCAACAUUUGAUUGACUUUUGGAUUAGUUUUGCUUUGAAUUGCUUUAAACCUCGGUCUUAUUUUAAUAGCGGGUGUUACUAAUCGAUUUAGUAUUGUUUUAUUAGGUUUUGAAGGUUUAGGAGAACCCGGAGCCGUAACUGAAAGACCGAGAGCACAGAAAGUCAAUCCCGGGUCAAAUUAUAGUUGACCAGUCAACACAGUCAACCAAGGGUUGACCAGCAACCCACCCCUCCCAGCUGGUCAUCUCUCGACAGCAAGCAGCAACCAAGCAGCAAACAAGAAGUAACGCAGCAGGCAGAAGAAGGAGAAACAGGCUCUGCCCGUAGCACCACCGCAGCUGCCGCCCAGUCGCGCCAGAAGUCGGGAAGGCGCUCAGAGAGGACCGCAUUGGCUGCCGACGGAGACCAGUGGCCAGAUUCCAAACCCUCACCGUCGCCGUUAUCGGCAUCUCGAGUUUGAACCACCUGCCGCCAUGUCCGCUCGCAUCGCCGCUCCAGUCCGUCUCACUUCAGUCGGAUCCUGCACCAGAAAUCAACACCGCCGACGAUGGCUGCUCGAGACCUGCUGGCCGUGGACCGUCCCUGGCCUUGCCUGAUUGACGAAGAAGAUCGAAGACCUGGCCUGCUGCUGCUGCUGCGUACGAAGAGGGAAGGUGGACCGAAAGCCCUAAUCUGAUUUUAAGCAUCGAAAAGACUAAAAUGCCCCCGCUGCUCCUUUGUUUUAAGUUUUAACCCUAAGACACAUUAGAAUAGAUUUUACAUUUUAGAUCAGGGUAUUUACAUUUCAUCUAUCUAGCAUUAGUGUAGAUUUGUAGAGAUCUCUCCUCCGAUUCAAGCUUUCUACUUGCAUUUCAAUGGAUUGCUUCUCAUCUUUAAAGGGGUAUUCUUCUACACUUAUUACUUCAUUUAAAUUCAAAAGUUUAAGUCUUUAGUUUUAGUUAUGCACUUUUAUGUUAAUGUUUUUAUUUUAUUUCCGAUGCAUGAGUAGUUAGAUUGGUUAGGGGGCUGUUUGGAGCUUCUUAUGUGAUUUAAUUGUUGGGUGAUUAGUAUUGAAUUUUAUUGCUUGAAAUGUGUUUGUGAAAAUGCCUCAAUGACUUUAAUUAAUACAAUUUUGAGAAAUCUUGUAUUUAAUUAUUUGGCAAUAUUUAGAUGAGAAUCGGAUAUUCAUUUGCCCCUUUCACACACACCUAGGCACGACCAUCAGAGUGGCGGGUCUAGGGAGCUUCCUUGCUUUGAAUCAUUUUCAUUGGCGUCGGUAGGUGGUUUCGGACCAUGAGAGUGGCCAAGAUCGUCUAUUGACCGAUCCUACGACCACGAGAGUGGUGGAGGAACCGUUGUGCAUUCUCUUUCUUGUAAUAAAGUUCUAAUACUAUUUUUUCCAACCUUCAAUUGCAAUGUGAGUUCCAAACAUGCCCCCAACAUCCCUUUGCAUCUUUAUUUCAUAGUUUAGCUCAUUUUGCAUCUCCUCUUGAUCAUGUUUGCGUUAUGGUUUCGUUUGCUCCACUUUAGUGACACAUUUGUCUAUUCGAUCAUUGUAUUCACUUACACGCCAUCCCUGUGGUUCGACAAACCUCAUCCCACUUACCACUAUACACUUCACUUUUCCCUGCACUUUCAUUUACACUUCAUUUUCCUUCUUUUUGAUUGACUCAGGAUUCGCACACAACGACCUAUAUUUGUUAUAUUAUAGGCGGGUCUCGAGCUCAUCAAAAUGGUGUCAUUGCCGUGGAUGGCGUUAGUGAUUGAUUGAAUUAGGAUUUGUGUUUUCUAUUUUGGAGUUAGUUUUUAUUUUCUUUUUUAUUCCUUUUACUUUCACCCCCCGUAUGUCUUUGCUUGGUAUUGUGCUUGAAGUUUCUUAUAGGUGUUGAUGGCAUAUCAAUACAAUGGCUACGAGAGCCAAGAGCUGAUGGGAGAUUCCUCGAAUUCUCGAUCUUUUGACCCCUAUCUUCAAACCCCUCAAACAUCACAACCAUACAUCCAACAUCCUCGAUAUCAAGAGUCAUACCCCUCUAACCCCUCCUACCCACAAUAUCAAAGCUACCCACCCUCUACCUCUUACUACCCACCAUCUCAAGAAGCCUCCCUCCUACCCAAUCAAUCAAAUGGACCUUCCAUCUCUCAAACUAAAAAAGGGAAAACUAUUGCCGAGUACAUGUAUGAGCGCAUGUAUCCAUCAAAUGAGACUCUCGCUAACACAUGUAAACAUUGUUUCGGACCUCAUGAGGUGGAAGAUUGUCCUCUUACUCUUAUAUUCAAGCAAUCCGCUCAGUGUGAUACUCAAGGAUUUCAACAAGCUAGCUAUGUGCCUUCUUAUCACCGUCCGGGCCCCGUUGAGCUAAAUGAGUCGUCUAUGAAGUUGGUGAGCAAGUUGGAUGAUAUUUUGUGUGGUCUCAUGCAAUCUUGGGAACAAGAACUUCAUGAAAUGGCCACCAACUUAAAGAAAUUUCUCAAGAACUCACGGAGGAGACUUUGUUGAGCAUUCUGAAGUCCACCCAAGAGGAGCAAAUACAUGUAGUUGGUAUUGACCGUGGUGAUGAGGUAACCAAGAAGAAAUCCUCAUUGAGCUUCAAGAAGAAAAAUCUCCAACUCAACUUGAGUUCUCAAAUAUUUGUCAUGAAGAAGCCAUUUGGGAGGAAUUCAUGGAGAGAGUUGAAGAGUGGAGUGAUGUACUCCUAAUUUACCAUAUUUAUGAUCUUGUUUUGUCACACUUUUAAUAUUUUAUUUCUCAUUUUUUAAAUAAAAAGAAUUGAUUUUUAUCAUCUUGGACAUUUUAAGGUAUUGCACUUGUUUUGGUAUAUUUUUG
Molecule: messenger RNA, 2947 nt
Organism: Cuscuta europaea
Lineage: Eukaryota; Viridiplantae; Streptophyta; Magnoliopsida; Solanales; Convolvulaceae
Source: the annotation of a GenBank genome assembly